Esox lucius (northern pike) is the source of this 1486-nucleotide messenger RNA. RefSeq names its product caudal type homeobox 4 (gene cdx4). The record is from RefSeq and is a predicted model, not a curated record. Gene Ontology annotation, cellular component: nucleus. NCBI's taxonomy places the organism in Eukaryota, Metazoa, Chordata, Actinopteri, Esociformes, Esocidae. Gene Ontology annotation, molecular function: RNA polymerase II transcription regulatory region sequence-specific DNA binding; DNA-binding transcription factor activity, RNA polymerase II-specific. Gene Ontology annotation, biological process: embryo development; animal organ morphogenesis; regulation of transcription by RNA polymerase II. The transcript is spliced from 3 exons. Bases 121 to 936 code for a protein of 271 amino acids.
GCGUGCGCGAUUGGACUAUACACAACCGAGCCAAAGCCGUGGGAUUGUUUUUGAGAUUUACAAACGUGGCUACAGUGCAACUAUGUCAACCUGAGUCACUUUUGUUGCCGUUCCCAAAUCAUGUAUGUGGGAUACCUCUUGGAUAAAGAAGGCAGCAUGUAUCACCAGGGACCUGUGAGACGCACAGGCAUUAACAUCCCACCACAGAACUUCGCUUCCGCGCCACAAUAUUCCGACUUUACUGGAUAUCAUCAUGUGCCAAACAUGGAUACGCACGCACAGUCUUCGGGGUCUUGGGGCGCUCCUUACGGUGCGCCCAGGGAGGACUGGGGCUCCUAUAGUCUGGGGCCUCCUAACUCGAUUCCCGCGAGCAUGAACAACAACUCGUCGGGACAAGUAUCUUAUUGCUCGCCUGAAUACAAUCCCAUGCACGCGCAAGGGUCGGCAGUAUUGCAGCCGCCUCCAGAUAAUAUUUCUGUUGCUCAACUUUCCCCAGACAGAGAGAGGCGCAAUUCCUCUUACCAGUGGAUGAGCAAAACCGUGCAGUCCUCUUCUACGGGAAAAACAAGGACGAAGGAGAAAUACAGAGUGGUGUACACGGACCACCAGAGGCUUGAACUGGAGAAGGAGUUCCAUUUUAAUCGUUACAUCACUAUCAGAAGAAAGUCAGAACUUGCGGCGAACCUUGGUCUUUCAGAACGACAGGUGAAGAUCUGGUUUCAAAAUCGCAGAGCCAAGGAGAGGAAAUUAAUCAAAAAGAAAAUGGGAUCUGAUGGCAGCGGAGGUUCGGUACACAGUGACCCGGGUUCAGUGAGUCCUCUGCCGGUACCAGGCUCACUCAGCCCAUCGGAUAUUCACAGCUCUCUCUACCCACCCCCCGGAAUGAACACCUUGCCAUCUAUUAGGAAUAUACAGCAAGUUACUGUCACUCAAUAGAAUCUAAUUUAGACCAUCCAACAUAACUGAGCACUCCGACACGCUGAAAGGACAGUUCCCCAAGACUUGGCUCUCAUUGGAUUAUGACGUCCUGAAGCACAUGCUGUGGAUUACGAAACUUCGAGGAACAAGAUGAUUUAUAAUUGCAACAAAAUGCUGGAGGCUCUUUAAAUAUUGUUUUUAUAGAAUAGUUCGAAUAAUAAAAAACAUACAAAAAUAGGUAUCGUUCAGACAUGUAGGGCUAUAUGCUUAAAUUGUUUGUGUCUGAGUUGUUGAGAUAAAUGUACUUUUUUAAGUGAGAAAGUGUAGACUAUAGGCUAUAGACUAUAGUGUUUGUAAAUAAAAAGAUAAAUCUGGUACAUUUUAUUUGAAGUUUAUCUGGACAGAAAGGGGAUAUUAUUCAUUUGGAGCUUUAAAUGUCUUGACAAACUCUUCAUGCAUUUCUGCUCCAAUUUGAUUGCCAAGCACACUUAACAUUUUUUCUACAGGGGUAAGUGAAGCAGGUUGUAAAUGUGAUGCGGGUAGAACGUUUGUUGACGGCAACGUUCAG